Messenger RNA from Mercenaria mercenaria, 879 nucleotides. Its product is annotated as glycosyltransferase family 92 protein F13G3.3-like. Lineage: Eukaryota; Metazoa; Mollusca; Bivalvia; Venerida; Veneridae. The transcript has a single exon. Bases 1 to 879 code for a protein of 292 amino acids. The record is from RefSeq and is a predicted model, not a curated record.
AUGCCGGAUGCUGUUUCUAUAGUGAUGUUGUCUACCAUUCAUAAUCCGCUUAACAUUUUACCCGUGCACGUUAAACCUCAAUUAAAGACUCACAAACAUUUCACAAUGUGUCUAUCGCUUAUGCAUUCAUCAUUCAGUGACAGUUCGCAGCUGCUAGAAUGGAUUGAACUUCAUAAGAUCCUAGGGGUUGAAAGGUUUCUGAUAUACGUCCAAAGUGUAUCCAACGACGUGAAACAAGUAUUAAAAUUCUAUGAGCAAGAGAAUAACGCAAUGGUAGCAACAUUGCCAUGGUCUUUAACUGAUGAUCUCUGCAAUGAUGUUAAACUGCAUUACUGCGGGCAACUUGCUGCUCUAAAUGACUGCCUGUACCGCAGCAAAGGUUACAGCUAUUACAUUGCUGCCACGGAUCUUGAUGAGGUCAUUAUUCCGCAACACAAAAAUGAUUUCACUUGGCUCGAUAUGUUACUUAAUCUUCCGGAUCAUAGUGUGUAUCUGUUCAGAAACUCGUUUGUAAUUAGAAAUCUAAAGAAUAGUGCAGAUAUUAAAGAAAAUAAACAUAUAAUGACUGAUUAUUUAAUGAGGGAUGACUUUAUAUACGGACCACGUGACCGCUCUAAGAUGAUCUCGUGGACUGAUGACGUUGUUACGUUAGGCAUACACAAUGUAUGGGCGAUGAGGUCAGGGGACGAGUAUGGAGUGGAUCCAAAUGUUGGACUGCUUCAUCAUUACCGGAAGUCACCUGUGGUGUACCCAGAAGGUGUGCAUGUUUUCAGAAUAAAAAGUAAUGUUACAGUAAAAUAUUCCCAGGACCUUAGAGAACGAGUAUCUUUGGUUCGAGAAAAAAUGAGAACCAAUUCACCAAAAACUCGACCACCAUAA